Molecule: messenger RNA, 4206 nt
Organism: Saccostrea echinata
Lineage: Eukaryota; Metazoa; Mollusca; Bivalvia; Ostreida; Ostreidae
Product: structural maintenance of chromosomes protein 1A-like
Exons: 27
Coding region: 146-3901 (1251 amino acids)
Biological process (GO): sister chromatid cohesion
Cellular component (GO): chromosome; cohesin complex; nucleus
Molecular function (GO): DNA binding; ATP binding; ATP hydrolysis activity
Source: RefSeq, a predicted model, not a curated record
CGAGAGACAGCCGGAAAUUUUAGGACGCCAUCUAUGCGCGCUAAAAUGUUUACAUUAAAAAAGGAAAACAAAUGAUCAAAAUCGACACCUAGAUAAUUGCAAAUGCAAAAUUUUCCAUCAAAUAGUGUAACAUAACAAACUGACAAUGGCAGGAUACCUAAAGUAUAUCGAAGUGGACAAUUUUAAGUCCUACGUAGGUCUGCAAAGAAUUGGACCCUUUGAUCGCUUCACAGCAAUUAUUGGACCUAAUGGAUCGGGCAAAUCCAACUUGAUGGAUGCGAUCAGUUUUGUACUUGGAGAGAAAACAUCAAAUUUAAGAUGCAAGAGAAUGAGUGAUUUAAUUCAUGGGGCACCAGUAGGAAAACCAGCUGCCAACAAAGCAUCAGUCACUGCAGUAUAUGUAAACUCAGCAAACGGGGAGGAGACGCAUUUCACACGGGUCAUUCAUGGUUCUUCAUCUGACCAUAAGGUCAAUGGAAAGAGUGUGACAGCUCAAGACUAUGCCAAUGAACUGGAAAAGAUUGGGGUUCUUGUCAAAUCCAAGAAUUUUCUGGUGUUCCAAGGUACAGUAGAAAGUAUAGCUAUGAAGAAUGCCAAGGAAAGAAUGGCCAUGUUUGAGGAAAUUAGCAGAUCUGGUGAAUUGAAGGAGGAAUAUGAUAAAGCUAAAGCCGAGAUGAACAAAGCUGAAGAGGACACCCAAUUUAACUACCACAAAAAGAAGGGCAUCGCUGCAGAGAGAAAAGAAGCCAAGAUGGAGAAAGAUGAGGCCGAGAGAUAUCAGAGAAUUAAGGAACAAAUUGCAGAGAAGCAGUUGGAGUUGCAAUUGUUUAAGUUGUACCACAAUGAAGCUGAGAUUGAUGAGUUGGCAGAUGAAUUGCAGAAGAAGACAGCUCAGGUGGAGAAGGAGAAUAGAAAGAGAGAAAGAAUUGAAGAUGAAAUAAAAGAGAAAAAGAAGGAGCAAGGAAAAGUGGCCAGAGAAUUAACCAAAGUGGAACAGUCUAUCAAGGAGUCAGAAGUGGAGUUGAAUAAGAAGAGACCACUGUACAUUAAGGCCAAGGAGAAAACUUCCCACAUGAUCAAGAAAUUGGAUGCCGCUAAGAAAUCUCUGAAGCAAGCAAAAAAGAGCCAUGAGAACCAUGAAACAGAGAUCCAUGAGAUGGAGAAGGAAUUGGAGGAGGUAGAAAAGAAACAGCAGGAGUUUGAGAACCAAAUUGAGGAGGAGUCCCAGUCCCAGGGGAGGGAUCUGGACCUUGAGGAAAACCAGCUUCAAGAGUAUCAUAGACUGAAAGAAGAAGCGGGUAAGAAUGCUGCCCGAUACAUGCAAGAAAUGGACUCCAUCACCAGAGAGCAAAAGUCUGACCAGGAUCGCUUCGACAAUGAAAAUCGUAAAAAGAAUGAGCUGAUAGCAAAGAUCAAACAGAAAGAGAAUGAGAUGGAAGAAAACAGGAAGAGAGUGGAGAAAUUAGAUGAUUACAUCAGGUCCAGUGAAACAGCUGUUGCUGAUCUGAAGAGGUCAGAGGCAGAAUUAUCUGAGCAGGUGGAAAUGGCAAAUGUUAGAAUCGGGGAAAUUAAUGAGGAAAUGGCCUCCAUCUUAGAGCAGCUUGGAGAAGCUAAAGUAGACAAACAUGAAUCGUCCAGAGCCAUAAAAAAGAAGGAGCUGCUGGAAAACCUUAAGCGUCUAUUUCCAGGGGUGCAUGGAAGACUGAUUGAUCUCUGUGAACCAAGCCACAAGAAAUACCAGAUAGCCAUUACAAAGGUGCUGGGGAAGUACAUGGAUGCCAUUGUGUGUGACACAGAAAAGGCUGCUAAGGACAGUAUUCAGUAUAUGAAGGACCAGAGAAUCGAACCCGAGACGUUCUUACCACUGGACUACCUAGAUGUAAAACCUGUUAAUGAAAAAUUAAGAGAAAUUCAGAAGCCCCGUAAUGUGAAGUUGGUUGUGGAUGUGAUUCGUUAUGAUCCCCCUUCCAUUAAGAAGGCCCUGCUGUUUGCCUGUGGUAAUGCCCUGGUUUGCGAGUCUGUUGAGGAUGCCAGAUACGUGGCUUUUGGAACGCAUGAGAGACACAAAUCCGUGGCUUUAGAUGGAACUCUUUUCCAAAAAUCAGGAGUCAUAUCUGGGGGUGCUAGUGACCUGAGGGCUAAGGCCAGGCGUUGGGAUGAGAAACAGCUCGGUCAGCUGAAGAGCAGAAAGGAAAAGUUGACAGAGGAACUGAAGGAAUGGGUAAAGAAGAAGAGGAAGGAGUCGGAACUCAGUACCAUGAGGUCUCAGAUCAAGGGAUAUGAAACUCGACUCAAGUACUCAGUUACCGACAGAGACAACUUGCUAAACAAGCAGCUGUCACAGAAUGAGAGAGAUCUGAGUAUGUACAAGCAAAUGUUGGAACAGUAUGAUCCUCGAAUGCAGGAAAUAGAGAAGAGGAUGAUGGAAAGAGGUCAGCAGAUGAAAAUACUGAAGGAGAAGAUGAACAGGGUGGAGGAUGAGGUGUUCCGAGACUUUUGUGUCAUGCUAGGCGUCAGCAAUAUCAGACAAUUUGAGGAAAGAGAGCUGAGGUCUCAGCAGGAGAGGGCUAAGAAAAGACUGGAGUUUGAGAACCAAAAGUUCCGCUUGCAGAACCAGAUUGAGUUUGAGAGGUCAAGGGACACAAUAGCUAAUGUCAGGAAAUGGGAGGCUGCUGUGAAGAAUGAUGAAAAAGAGCUAGAGAAGGUGAAGAAUGACGAGGCCAGGCAUAUGAAGAUCAUAGAAGAAGCCAUGGAUCAGCAAGAAAGAGCUAAGAGACAGAGAAUAACACUAAAGUCACAGGUGGAUGACUUAGAAUCAGAGAUAAAUGAGAUUAAAAAGCGAUUGAACAACCAACAGAAAGAGGUGGCCAGUGCCCAGAAACAGAUUACAAUGGUAGAGACCAAGUUAGAACAGAAACGAGCUGAUAGACACAGUCUACUUAAAGCCUGCAAGAUGGAUGACAUACGCCUUCCAAUGAGGACAGGGACUAUGGAUGACAUCAGUCGUGAAGACGAACCGUCCAGUCAACCAGACGGUGGUAGUCAGUCCACCACAGAAACACCACUGGACAGUAUGAGUUCUCAGGGACAGCGUGCAAUAUACGCCAGGGAGGCACAGAUACAAAUAGACUACAGCUCACUGGAUGAGGAUCUUAAAGAGUUGGAUUCUCAAGAUGAUGUGAAAAAACAAACAGAGGUCAUGACAAAAGCUUUAAGUGACAUGAAUUCAAACCUGAAUCGAAUUAAUGCUCCUAAUAUGAAAGCUGUAGAAAAGUUGGAUGGUGUCAGAGAGAGAUUCCAGGAAACCUCGGAAGAAUUUGAGAAUGCUAGGAAGAGGGCAAAGAGAGCCAAACAAGCGUUUGAGAAAGUCCGUAAAGAAAGAUAUGACAGAUUCAUGCACUGUUUUGAGCAUGUGUCAACACGAAUUGAUGAAAUCUACAAGGCUUUAGCCAGAAAUCAGAGUGCCCAGGCUUUCUUAGGACCAGAGAACCCUGAGGAGCCAUAUUUAGAUGGUGUCAACUACAACUGUGUUGCACCUGGUAAGCGGUUCCGACCCAUGGACAAUUUAUCUGGAGGAGAAAAAACAGUAGCAGCCCUAGCAUUGCUAUUCUCAAUUCACAGUUACCAGCCUGCACCCUUCUUUGUGUUGGAUGAGAUUGAUGCUGCUUUAGAUAACACCAAUAUUGGCAAGGUGGCUUCCUACAUUUGUGAGCAGUCCAGGACCUCAUUUCAGUGCAUUGUAAUUUCACUGAAGGAAGAAUUUUAUAAUAAAUCUGAUGCCCUUAUAGGGAUAUAUCCAGAGCAAGGAGAUUGUGUGAUUAGUAAUGUGUUGACCCUUGACCUCAAACAAUACCCAGAAUCCCAUCAAGACGAAGACGGACAUCAGGGGGUCCAUCGAUGAAUAGGGUCUACUACAGGCACAUGACAAAAUGCAGCUACCCAUGGAGAGCCUCAUACUGCCAAUUUUGUUUGAAGGAAUUCGCUUUACAUUGACAGAGUUUUGAUUUAUAGGUGUACUUUUUGACAUUAAUGUGUAAUUUUUUAUCUGUUGUAAAUUUAGAAAGUACCAUCAAGUAGAACGAUUUUUGUUUAAUUCAUGGUCUACACUACAUUUAUAUCUUCAUGGGAAAUACAUGUAAUUCUUUGAUGUAAAUUUUUACUUUGGAAUUCAUUCAUUCAUAAAUACGUGUUCAUAUAUUUAACGUG